Molecule: messenger RNA, 1182 nt
Organism: Dicentrarchus labrax (European seabass)
Lineage: Eukaryota; Metazoa; Chordata; Actinopteri; Moronidae
Gene: rexo2
Product: small fragment nuclease
Exons: 7
Coding region: 26-868 (280 amino acids)
Cellular component (GO): mitochondrion
Molecular function (GO): nucleic acid binding; 3'-5'-RNA exonuclease activity
Source: RefSeq, a predicted model, not a curated record
AGUUCAGAUCGGAAGUCAACCUAGGAUGCCGGUGUAUCUGCGGACCUCAACAUGGGCUCUCGUCACGCUGGAGUUUCUCUGCAGGAGGAGACCGCUCGUCCUCCGGUCCAGCAAGGCAGCAUAUCACUCACACUGCAGUAGUUUUUUCCAGAAAAAAGGACCGUUUAGCCGUGUGCUAACCCCGUUCACACCACCGGGAACAGCCACCGACGUUACUUCCAGACUCCGUUCCAUUUGUGACGUUCCGGUGUGCAGAAGAAUAAGCAUGUCGUCCACCGAGAUGUCCCAGAGAAUGGUUUGGGUGGACCUGGAGAUGACAGGUCUGGACAUUGAGAAGGACCAGAUCAUUGAGAUGGCAUGCAUUAUCACAGACUCUGACCUGAACGUUUUGGCAGAGGGGCCCAACUUGAUAAUUAAGCAGCCGGACCAGCUGCUGGAAGGCAUGUCAGAGUGGUGUAAAGAGCAUCAUGGAAAGUCAGGACUGACCCAGGCUGUACGGGACAGCAAAAUCACCCUGGAACAAGCAGAGUACGAGUUCCUGUCCUUUGUCAGACAGCACACCCCGCCUGGACAGUGUCCACUUGCUGGUAACUCUGUGCAUGCAGACAAGAGGUUCCUGGACAAGUACAUGCCACAGUUUAUGUAUCACCUUCACUACAGAAUCAUUGAUGUCAGCACCAUAAAGGAGCUUUGUAGACGGUGGUUUCCAGAGGUAUACAAGAUGGUUCCUCACAAGAAAGCAUCCCACAGAGCCUUGGACGACAUCUGGGAGAGCAUUAAAGAGCUGCAGUACUACAGAGCCAACGUCUUCAAAGCCUCAACGGAGGGGAAGAAGAUUGUAGAGAAUGGAGGCAGCAACAAUAGUUAGCACACACCAUUAAGACUAUGGAGCCUUCAGUGUUGUGUUGUUUCCUAAAGAAAGCAGUUUCAUCAUGUAAACUCGAUUUUACUUUCUGUUCAUAUUUAGCUGCCCGAUGGUCAUUUAUUUCAGUAUUGUUCAAAGUUUAAUACAGAGGUUUCAUCAAAGGGAGUCAGAUUGUUUAUUCAAGUUUAAAAGAGGAACGUUUGAAUAUGACCUCUGGUAGUUUGCAGUUUUGUAUUUAUUUAGACAUCUGGGAUUGAUUCUCAUUUUCCCUUGUUUUUAAAAUGAAACCAAAUAAACUAUGGUCCCUGUGGAAACCG